Messenger RNA from Stegostoma tigrinum, 237 nucleotides. RefSeq lists its product as uncharacterized. NCBI's taxonomy places the organism in Eukaryota, Metazoa, Chordata, Chondrichthyes, Orectolobiformes, Stegostomatidae. The record is from RefSeq and is a predicted model, not a curated record. The transcript has 4 exons. The annotation marks the transcript as partial.
AUGGACACAGAGAACGUAGAAAUGAGAGAGAGAGACAAAGGACUGAGAGUGACAAAUGAGAGAGAUAGAAAGGAGACAGAGAGGGAAAGAAUGGAAAGGCAGCAAAGGCAAAGGAGAGAGAAAAAGGAGAGAGAGAGAAAGAAUAGAGAGCAAAGGGAAAUGAGGAUAGGGAGAGGGGGAAGAGUGAGACAGAAAGAAAGGAGAGAUAGAGGGCAAGGUGAGAGAGAGAGAAAGAAG